Messenger RNA from Diuraphis noxia (Russian wheat aphid), 528 nucleotides. Its product is annotated as RNA-directed DNA polymerase homolog. NCBI's taxonomy places the organism in Eukaryota, Metazoa, Arthropoda, Insecta, Hemiptera, Aphididae. The record is from RefSeq and is a predicted model, not a curated record.
AUGGGCCGCACCCCUCGUCUUAGCAAAAAAGAAAGACGGAUCGCCCCGAAGUGCAUCAACUACAGACGACUCAAUGACGUCACUGAGUYUGACGCUUACCCAAUGCCGGACCUCAAUACGUUGAUACGUCAAAUGCGAGUCGCAAAAAUAUUCAGCAUUUUGGACCUUAAGUCGGGAUACUGGCAAGUACCACUUAACCAAAACGCUCGAAAAUACACGGCAUUCCGGGCGCGUCGGGGUCUGUAUCAAUUCCGAGUCCUCCCCUUUGGCCUAAAGAACAGCCCCAUGACCUUUGUACGUUUAAUGAACGAAGUAUUGAGGGGGUACUUGGAUGAGUUCGUCCGCGUAUAUCUUGACGAUAUAGUGGUGUUUUCAAACACUACGGACGAACACCAGUGCCACUUGGACAAAGUUCUGGAACGUCUACAAAGACACGGGUUAACAUGCAACACCGAAAAAUGCAGUUUCGGAUCUACCGAAAUAUCAUUUCUCGGACACCUAGUCACAUCCGACGGCAUAGACAAAUAA